AUGCCUAUCAUCUCCUCAUCGUCGUCCUCGUAUGUAGUAGCGUUAGCUAUUCGUGAUUUACCAAGAGAAAUCUACGCCAUCCUCAAUUCACGAGGCAAUGGAAGGUCCCACUGGACGUUCAGUCUCUGUCUAACGCCAACAAAAAUGAUGAAGAUCCACGCGACGGCGCCAUCUCCUGAUCAACAAUGGCUCUUGGAAGCUGUCGAGCACGACAUCACUGGUAGGGAUUUUGUGGAUUGCACGAUGCCGGUCCCUUCAGACAAUAUCAUUGACCUGCUUUGUACGGUACCUCUCGAGAUGCCAGCAAUAGAUGUGGACAUUGAGCCAAAGUUUUCAUGUCGGGUGUGGCGGAAGCAGGCUGUACAUAUGCUCAGUGGUGCUGGAUUGCUCAGGUGCAACGAUGUAUAUGCUCUGGAGGCUGAGAUCGUUGGAUAUACAGAAGCGAACGACGAGAAUGUCAGGCGGGGAGAACAAGUGUUCCUAUAAGCUUUUGCUUUCGUAUCUAUAGAUAUCACAAUGUUUUCCGUCUCUCUUCAUAAUGAUAUGACUCGCUCAGCCGUGACUCCCUCCAUAACGCGAUG
Molecule: messenger RNA, 581 nt
Organism: Guyanagaster necrorhizus
Lineage: Eukaryota; Fungi; Basidiomycota; Agaricomycetes; Agaricales; Physalacriaceae
Exons: 3
Coding region: 1-486 (161 amino acids)
Source: RefSeq, a predicted model, not a curated record